CUGGUUGGGAAGGUACUGCUAAUGAUUCACGAGUAUUUGUUGACGCUGUCACAAGGAGCUCAAACAAUUUUCCAAUGCCACGAGGAGAUCAAUUUUACCUUGUUGAUUCUGGAUAUCCAAAUAUGCCUGGAUUUCUUGCCCCUUAUCGAGGUCAAAGAUAUCAUCUGCGUGACUAUGUUGGACGGGGAAGAUUACGUGGGAAGGAAGAAUUGUUCAACUAUAGACAUUCAUCGUGCCGUAACAUUAUUGAACGUUGCAUUGGAGUUUUAAAGGAGCACGCUUUAGAUAAGUUGUUCGUACAGUAUUCGGAGGAGAAUAUGGUGUUUCAAGAUAUCCCGGAGUCAAGUCAAGAUCAAGAAGUCAUAAAUUUUGAUGCUAGUCAAACAGCUCAAAUGGGACAAGUUAGGGAUCAAAUUGCUACACAAAUGUGGAAUGACUAUUCAAGACGUCGUAUAUGAUUUCGUGGAUGUAGUUUAUAUUUUGUUAGUGUCUACUUGUUUUGUAAUGACACAUAAACUUCGAAAAAUAUCUAUUGAAUUAUUCGUAUUCAGGAUUUUGAAUUAUUCUA
This is a messenger RNA of Olea europaea var. sylvestris, 568 nucleotides long. RefSeq lists its product as uncharacterized. The record is from RefSeq and is a predicted model, not a curated record. The transcript is spliced from 3 exons. The coding region runs from base 75 to 458 and encodes 127 amino acids. NCBI's taxonomy places the organism in Eukaryota, Viridiplantae, Streptophyta, Magnoliopsida, Lamiales, Oleaceae.